Messenger RNA from Peronospora matthiolae, 1533 nucleotides. The record is from the annotation of a GenBank genome assembly. NCBI's taxonomy places the organism in Eukaryota, Oomycota, Peronosporomycetes, Peronosporales, Peronosporaceae.
AUGGCCAUCACGUCGGACGAAGUGAAUUUCCUCAUCUACCGGUACCUGCAAGAGUCGGGCUUUUUGCACUCGGCGUUCACGUUUGCGUACGAGAGCCAGUUGGCCAAGUCGAGUGUGAUCCGUACCGAAGUGCCACCCGGUGCGCUCGUGUCGUUUGUGCAAAAGGGGCUGCAGUAUGUCGGCAUUGAAGCGCAUUUGAACGAGGAUGGAACGGAGCGCGAGUGCAGUGGCGAGUUUUCGUUGCUGAGUCCGCACAUUUGUCGUGUGGCACAGUCUGCUUCUAGUAGUGCAAGGUCGUUCAAGUCGGGUAACAAGCGGAAGCGGAAAGGAGAGGGUUCGCCACAUGCCGUGGAUGAGAUGAAUGGCGUAGACAAAUUAGACAAGGAGGCACUCGUGCUGCUGAGUGGACACGAGAAGGAAGUAUACGCUUGCUCGUGGAACCCAAUGACAAAUGUUUUGGUGUCGGGGUCCAGUGACUCGACAGCGAGGCUCUGGACACUGCCAAACAAGGUGGAAGAUGAAAAAUCGAUGGUGCACAAGAUCCUUGAUCACGGCUCAGGACCGCACAAGGACGUCACAACUCUCGAGUGGAACCAUGAUGGAUGUUUGUUAGCGUCAGGAACGUACAACGGCAAGACACGGAUAUGGGAUGCGGAUGGCGAGAUCAAGCACAUGUUCCAGUACCAUAAUGGACCGGUGUUCGCGACACGGUGGAGCAAGACUAGUCUGUUUUUGCUUAGUGCGAGCUUUGAUAAGACUGUUGCUGUGUGGGAUGCUACGACCGAAACGAAAAGGCAACAGCUCAAGCUGCAUGAGGAUCCAAUCCUAGAUGCAUCGUGGAAGGAUGACUCUACUUUCGCUACAUGUUCAUCGGAUAUGAGUAUUUGUGUCGCUCGCGUGGGAGAAACAAAAGCUGAUAUGGUGUUGCGGGGUCACAAGGAUGCAAUCAACUCUGUCAAAUGGGACCCGUCUGGUCGAUUUCUGGCAUCCUGUUCUGAUGACUACACGGUAAAGAUCUGGGAACCAUUUGCAAAAGCUGCUGACAAGAAGGAGACAGAGUUUGGCGACGACAUGGAAGUGGACAGCUGUAAAAACAGCGAGGUGGAUCCAGCAUCGGAUGCAGCAAGUUCAGUAGCACUGGUGUAUACUCUGCAAGAGCACAAAAAGGAAGUAUACACGUUUCGUUGGAGUUGUACGGGCCCCGGCACGGCUCUACCAGACCAACCCCUGACAUUAGCCAGCGCUUCGUUUGACGGCACCGUGAAGCUAUGGGAUGCAGAAUCGGGUUCUUGUAGGAGAACAUUUGAUCACCAGUAUCCAGUAUAUGGUGUUGCGUUUAGCCCGGAUGGACAACACUUGGCUAGCGGAACCGUUGGGGGCAUGGUCAAUGUUUGGUCACUAACGGACGGGUCCUUACUAAAGAUGUAUCAGGCAAAUGGUGAUGUCUACGAAGUCAAUUGGAACAAACAGGGUGACCAGAUCGCCGCAUGCGUAUCUAGUGGUGACGUCGCAAUUAUCAAUUUUCGAUUGUAG